AUGGGGAAAAUGACGACAUCAUCGGAAGAGGAAGAAUGCGAGAACCGAUGGAUCCACAUAAGGAAGCUACCUUCGAGGUUCAACCUGGAUCUACUGGCAAACUAUUCUAAGUAUCCAAUGUUGGACGACCUGUGUCCCUACCUAGGAAACCACGGUCUGGGACAGAAAACCCAUAACCACUCUCGAAGUUGGUAUCGAACCGACCCUUCCAUGCUGGAACUCAUCUUCCACCGUCGGAUGCCGAAGUACCCCUGCCUCACGCAAGAUCCCCUGUGCGCAAAGGCUAUCUAUAUCCCCUACUACGGGAGUCUCGAUGCCCUAUGCUACCUCUACGGCUUAGAAUCAAACUUUAGCGCCCUACACAACCUCCACCUCUUCCACUUCCUCCAACAAGACAACCCCCAAAUCUGGGCUCGUCACAUGGCCUACGACCACUUCCUCGUAAUGGUCCACCCCGCAUGGGACUUCUCCCAACCCCUCACCAACGACCCUCACUUCUGGGGCACCUCCUUCCUCGAGUUCCCCCAAUUUUUUAACCUCACCGCCCUCAAGCUCGAGGCUCGUGCGUGGCCCUGGUAG
This is a messenger RNA of Vigna umbellata (rice bean), 579 nucleotides long. NCBI's taxonomy places the organism in Eukaryota, Viridiplantae, Streptophyta, Magnoliopsida, Fabales, Fabaceae. The record is from RefSeq and is a predicted model, not a curated record.